Molecule: messenger RNA, 1824 nt
Organism: Lates calcarifer (barramundi perch)
Lineage: Eukaryota; Metazoa; Chordata; Actinopteri; Centropomidae
Gene: dnajb6a
Product: DnaJ heat shock protein family (Hsp40) member B6a
Exons: 8
Coding region: 226-1035 (269 amino acids)
Biological process (GO): protein refolding; positive regulation of proteasomal ubiquitin-dependent protein catabolic process
Cellular component (GO): endoplasmic reticulum membrane; cytosol
Molecular function (GO): ATPase activator activity; Hsp70 protein binding
Source: RefSeq, a predicted model, not a curated record
CCGCCGAGACACAAGCAGAGGGUGAAGAAGAAGUAAGUAACAGGACGCUACGCCGUCUGAUCUGAGAACCUGCUGAUUGCUGAACAUGAAUAAACCUGUUUAGUCUUUUCCACAGGCUAAGUAAGAGACUGUCUCUCUGUCCUACAUAUCUUCUGAGAUCACGGACAGCUGGACUUGAAUUGGGUUCAUCAGGCUCGUUGAAGUUUCUCCCUUCAUCCACUCAUCAUGGUGGACUACUACCAGGUUUUAGGAGUACGGAGGGAUGCGUCUGCAGAUGACAUAAAGAAAGCGUACAGAAAGCUGGCCCUGAGGUGGCACCCUGACAAAAACCCAGAAAACAAGGAGGAGGCUGAGAAGAAGUUCAAGGAGCUGUCAGAGGCUUAUGAAGUCCUGUCAGAUGCCAACAAGAGGAGCAUAUAUGAUCGCUAUGGCAAAGAGGGACUGACCGGGAGUAAUGGAGGAAGAGGGGGACAUUUCCACAAUGGAGAUCAUUUCCACGAACAGUUCACAUUCCGCAACCCAGAAGAUGUUUUCAGGGAAUUCUUUGGUGGCAGAGACCCAUUUGCAGACUUUUUUGGUGCAGAUCCUUUUAGUGACGAUCCCUUUUUCGGCAGCAGCCGGCAGCACCAAAGUCGGGCGAGUCGCAGCCGGACAGGUGGCUCAUUUUUUGGCGGCUUUGUUGGGUUUCCUCCCUUUGGUGCUGGCUUCUCACCUUUUGACCCAGGCUUCGGUUCUUUUGGCUCCAUGAGCACCAUGGGUCAUAUGGGUCACAUGGGUCACAUGACAACAAUGGGCAGUCUGGGAGGCGGAGGUUUCACCUCUUUCUCUUCCACCUCAUUUGGGGGAGGAGGUGGAGGAGGCAUGGGCAACUUUCGGUCUGUGUCCACCUCCACCAAGAUCAUCAACGGCAGGAAGAUCACUACUAAAAGAAUUGUAGAGAAUGGUCAGGAGCGGGUGGAGGUGGAGGAGGAUGGGCAGCUGCGGUCAUUAACCAUUAAUGGUAAGGAGCAGCUACUGCGACUUGAACACAAGUAAAGACGGAAACAUCCUCUGCUGGAGAAGUGUUACCUCAGCACAAACAUACCAACAAACUUGAGCUUGAAACAGGAGGAAAAAAGCAACAAAACAAUGUAAUAAUAGUGCUCUACUAUUGUUUGGAUGUACAUAUUUAGGUUGUGUUUAUUUCCCCUCAUGUCCUCUCCCUGCUGACUCUUAUUUGUUAACCAACGAUUCAGAUCAGAGGAUUUGGAUGCAGACUUUUCUAUGCAUUUUGUUAAUGUAUUUCUGAAUUGGAGCUGUCAUUAUAUUUUGGCUCAGGGUGGUGUUAUUGUUUCAGUGUUUGGGACCACAGUAUUGUUCUGAUGUGUAUGACCAGACCCCAUCUUUUCCCCCCUCUUCCAGUACUUUUCUGUAUGCACACAACUGUAUGUCUGUUCAGAAAACAAAACACAACGUCGCUUUUUCAUCUGAACAGUAAAAAAAUGUUGAACUUGAUUUUACAAAGUGGAUAGGACUAAUUGAAGCAUCUUCCCCAUCUCUGUUUACCGCUUGUCUAACCUCCUCUUAGUAAUAAUUCUUUUUUAUUAAAAAAAAUACAAUGCUGGUAGGAUGAGUUAUGCAAUUUUAUAUGUUCUAAUACAUUGUGUUUUUUGUUUAUUUAAUUAUGCAUGUACACCUGUUGAUGUUGAGUCUUAAUGUUAAAGCUGCAUUAUGAUGCACAAAUAAUGGAAGGCAUUCUAUAAAUGAUAUAUGAAUAUAGAAGGAAUUUUGUGUACUUUGUAAACCAAUAAAUCUGAGUUUCAUCCUGUUUUCAGGAUGCUGAAA